Armigeres subalbatus is the source of this 2170-nucleotide messenger RNA. Its product is annotated as fructose-bisphosphate aldolase-like. Lineage: Eukaryota; Metazoa; Arthropoda; Insecta; Diptera; Culicidae. The transcript has 6 exons. Bases 179 to 1345 code for a protein of 388 amino acids. The record is from RefSeq and is a predicted model, not a curated record. Gene Ontology annotation, molecular function: fructose-bisphosphate aldolase activity. Gene Ontology annotation, biological process: glycolytic process; fructose 1,6-bisphosphate metabolic process. Gene Ontology annotation, cellular component: cytosol.
CGCGUCAUCAGCGACCUUCAUUCAACCUUUUGACGUCUCGUUCUGGCUCAAAAUACUGGCCACAGUCGUUCGGUUCAUUUAAACUGUGUGUGCACGCCUUCCAGUAAAGGUCGCUAGAAGCUGAAAUUGUGCUCUCGUUUUUUUGGUGAAGUAAUAUCCAAACCGCAAACCUAUCAACAUGACUACCUACUUCAACUACCCACCAAAGGAAGUCCAGGAGGAGCUGGCCGCCAUUGCCAAGGCUAUUGUUGCCCCCGGCAAGGGAAUCCUGGCCGCCGAUGAGUCGACCGCCACCUGUGGCAAGCGUUUCGCUGACAUCGGUGUCGAGAACAACGAGGACAACCGCCGCCAGUACCGUCAGCUGCUGUUCACCGCCGACGACCGUCUGCAGGAGAACAUCUCCGGCGUCAUUCUGUUCCACGAGACGCUGUACCAGAAGGGCGAUGACGGUACCUCGCUGGCCGCUCUGCUCAAGAAGAAGGGCAUCCUGGCCGGUAUCAAGGUCGACAAGGGUGUCGUCGAUCUGAUGGGUUCCGAGGGCGAGUGCACCACCCAGGGUUUGGAUGACUUGGGUGCCCGUUGCGCUCAGUACAAGAAGGACGGCUGCGACUUUGCUAAGUGGCGUUGCGUGCUGAAGAUCGGCAAGAACACCCCCAGCUACCAAGCCAUCCUGGAGAACGCCAACGUGCUGGCCCGUUAUGCUUCGGUGUGCCAAUCGCAGCGCAUCGUGCCAAUCGUUGAGCCCGAGAUCCUCCCCGACGGUGACCACGAUCUGGAGCGUUGCCAGAAGGUUACCGAGACUGUGCUGGCUGCCGUGUACAAGGCCCUCAAUGACCAUCACGUCUUCCUGGAGGGUACUCUGCUGAAGCCGAACAUGGUCACCGCUGGACAGAGCGCCGCCAAGAAGCCAUCCCCGCAAGAGGUCGCUCUGGCCACCGUUCUGGCUCUGCGCCGUACCGUGCCGGCCGCCGUUCCCGGAGUCACCUUCCUGUCCGGUGGACAGUCCGAGGAGGAGGCCUCCGUCAACUUGAACGCCAUCAACCAGGUACCGCUGCUGAGACCGUGGGCCCUGACCUUCUCGUACGGACGUGCCCUGCAGGCUUCGGUACUGCGCGCCUGGGGUGGCAAGAAGGAGAACAUCAAGGCCGCACAGGAUGAGCUCGUCAAGCGCGCCAAGGCUAAUGGAUUGGCAUGCCAAGCAAAAUACGUCGCCGGUUCGAUUCCCUCGUACGCCGCCACCGCCAGUUUGUUUGCCAACGGUGACGCUUCCUUGGGCAAGUAUGGUGGCGGUGUUGUCGGUGCCGCCGGACAGGGCAGCUUAUUCGUCGCCAACCACGCUUACUAAGCGCCCCAUCCUCCCCGCUAGACAUAAUCCCCCCUCCAGCAAUACCUCUCCUCCUCGACGGAAAAUGUGUCGUCAGGCGGGCUCGCACGUUAUGGCCGAUGUCGUUUGCAAGCAACAUAAUACGGCACACUUGACCCUUGUAACCUCAGCAUAUAUUUGUCGCAUAAUGGUAUGAAUAAUUGUUGGCACUCACAUUCUCCCUGGGGAAAAGGCUUGAUGAUGUGCUUCGUAGAGCAGAUUUAUAGAACUCAAAGAAAUCAACACAAUAAAAUCUCAUCUGUUAGAAGCUGGUAGUUGAACUCGAGAGGGCAUUGAUUGAUAAGACAGGACAAAAAUUAAUCUAAUCACAAUUAUUAUCAAACAACAAACUAUAGUAAUUUGUUGAACAUGUUGGCUAAGUGAAUGUAGAAGAGGCCGUGCUUCGUAAGUCUAAACAAUAAAAAAAAUCAAUUGCAAGUAAGAUCCAGCGUAGGGUUGAAAGCAACACCAUGCCCCGGUCAUCACUAACAUGUAAGCAAGGUUUUCGUUUUGGGCAAUAGUCAAGCUGAACAAAAAGUUUACUCAUUUUGCAAAGUCAUGUUACAAUAAACAGUUAUCACACGAAACAGGUCAAUCGACCCGAACGGCAAAUCACAAAUUUUACUAUCCAGAAUAUUCUGAAACCCAAACCAGUCAUGCGAAGGAGAAGAUUAUUAGGAUUAAAAUGUUUCGUUUUAACUUUAAUUUUACGUAUUUAAACAAAACCAAUGUUAUUACAAAAUGGACUACAGUCGGUUAUUAAACUAGACAAGGAAAUAAACUGAAGGGUAAUAUUAAAAUUGAAAA